ACAAAUAGGAGCCACUCCUCUAAUAGAGAAAGUGACAUAAAUAUUUGUCGAGCAGCGAGGCCAUGGCUCUUUUAUCUCUCAGGAGACUUUUGGCCACAUUUCUUGCUCCAGCAUUAUCCCUUCCAUUUUGAUAUAGAGACUCCAAUAAUCCAUUCAAAUCAUUCAGUGGUUCUGCUUCUGCCAAAUUUUGUACACUUACUGCCACUCCCAAAUAAAAACACGUUCUUUUUUCUCAAUUAUACAAAUAGAAAAAGGUCUCUCUCCCGUCAGACACGCAUAACAACGCUCUAUACUACUGCGUUGGGUUUCUUGCUGGACAUUACAAGCGACUCUAAGCGAACCUCGCAGGUACGGGGACUAUAUGGGACUUGACUUUAGGGAUUCGAUCGAGUCUUGAAUGAAAUUUGGAUUCUCUAAGGUGGCUUUUGUGGUACAACUCUCCCAGAAGUUCUUAUCCAUGGCAGGGGAGCACGUAUACCUAUAUAGGUAGCGGAUACAAUACUAACAUGUUGGCAGCGGGCUUUAUUUGUAGCCAAUUUUUUUGGCUUCUUAUCUAGUGACAUCUGCAAGAAGUCUUCUACUCCACCAUGCCUCCAAGACCCUUAGACUAUGAGUCUAUUAAUGAAAAUGUGAAGAGAGCUCAAUAUGCUGUUAGAGGUGAAUUAUAUCUUCGAGCUUCUGAGCUUCAGAAAGAAGGGAAGAAGAUUAUAUUCACUAAUGUUGGCAACCCUCAGGCUCUAGGACAGAGACCUCUGACCUUCCCUCGUCAGGUUGUUGCUCUGUGCCAGGCUCCAUUUUUACUAGAUGAUCCCAAUGUUGGAUUGCUGUUCCCCGCAGAUGCAAUUGCAAGAGCUAAACAUUAUCUAUCAAUGACCUCGGGAGGUCUAGGUGCUUACAGUGACUCCCGAGGCCUUCCAGGAGUAAGGAAGGAAGUGGCAGAGUUCAUUCAAAGGCGUGAUGGUUAUCCUAGCGAUCCAGAGCUUAUAUAUCUCACUGACGGUGCCAGCAAAGGUGUGAUGCAGAUCCUAAAUACUAUCAUCCGAGGUCAAUCAGAUGGGGUUUUGGUUCCUGUCCCACAAUACCCACUAUACUCAGCAACAAUUGCUCUCUUUGGUGGUUCUCUUGUUCCCUACUACCUUGAAGAGACAGCAAAUUGGGGUCUUGAUAUUAAUGAACUUCGUCAGGCAGUUUCACAGGCUCGCUAUAAAGGAAUAACUGUAAGGGCAAUGGUGAUCAUAAACCCUGGAAACCCAACUGGUCAAUGCGUUAAUGAAGCUAAUCUAAGAGAGAUUUUGCAAUUUUGUUACCAAGAAAAUCUAGUCUUGCUUGGAGAUGAGGUUUACCAGCAGAAUAUAUAUCAGGAUGAACGACCUUUCAUCAGUUCUAAAAAGGUUUUGAUGGAUAUGGGGCCACCUAUGAGCAAGGAACUCCAGCUUGUCUCUUUUCAUUCUGUGUCCAAAGGAUAUUGGGGUGAAUGCGGACAGCGGGGUGGAUAUUUUGAAAUGACCAAUAUUCCUCCAGAGACAGUGGAUGAGAUUUAUAAAGUUGCAUCCGUGUCACUCAGUCCAAAUGUUCCAGCACAGAUAUUUAUGGGAUUGAUGGUCAACCCGCCCAAACCCGGUGACAUCUCUUAUGAACAAUUUGUUAGGGAAGGCAAGGGAAUACUUGAUUCACUGAGGAGAAGAGCAAGGUUAAUGACUGAUGGAUUCAACAGCUGCAGAAAUGUUGUUUGUAAUUUCACAGAAGGUGCCAUGUAUUCAUUCCCUCAAAUUAGAUUGCCACCUAGGGCAAUAGAGGCUGCAAAACAAGCUGGAAAGGUUCCAGAUGUAUUCUACUGUCUCAAGCUUCUGGAAGCCACUGGCAUAUCCACAGUUCCUGGUUCGGGAUUCGGGCAGAAAGAAGGGGUCUUCCAUUUGAGGACAACAAUUUUACCAGCAGAGGAAGAGAUGCCUGGCAUUAUGUCAAGCUUCAAGAAGUUCAAUGAUGAGUUCAUGGAGCAGUAUGAAGACCAUAGAGGUUAUUCAAGGAUGUAAUCAAGCAUAUCAUUGUGAAAAUUUGUAUUAAAUCUCUCACUAAAUCUUUUGUGACAGUAAGCUUUUCUUUUCAUACACUUGUAAAACUUAACCUCCUCUACACUACAUGAGGCAACCUUUAUCUGUUGGCAAUGAUUCUCUUACUACUUCAUCAUCUUUAUCAUC
This is a messenger RNA of Prosopis cineraria, 2198 nucleotides long. Its product is annotated as glutamate--glyoxylate aminotransferase 2. The coding region runs from base 588 to 2033 and encodes 481 amino acids. The transcript is spliced from 15 exons. Gene Ontology annotation, biological process: biosynthetic process; photorespiration. Gene Ontology annotation, molecular function: pyridoxal phosphate binding; L-alanine:2-oxoglutarate transaminase activity; L-alanine:glyoxylate transaminase activity. NCBI's taxonomy places the organism in Eukaryota, Viridiplantae, Streptophyta, Magnoliopsida, Fabales, Fabaceae. The record is from RefSeq and is a predicted model, not a curated record.